Nymphaea colorata (pocket water lily) is the source of this 875-nucleotide messenger RNA. RefSeq names its product putative germin-like protein 2-1. Gene Ontology annotation, cellular component: cell wall. Bases 69 to 728 code for a protein of 219 amino acids. The record is from RefSeq and is a predicted model, not a curated record. Gene Ontology annotation, molecular function: manganese ion binding. The transcript is spliced from 2 exons. NCBI's taxonomy places the organism in Eukaryota, Viridiplantae, Streptophyta, Magnoliopsida, Nymphaeales, Nymphaeaceae.
UCAGAGGGUUUCAGCCUUGAGAGUUGUUCACAAUACACAGGUUGCAUUUCUCAAGGCUAGCCUUCAAGAUGAAGCUCACAUACCUCAUCCUCUUUUCUCUUAUAGCUGCCUUCUCCCAUGCUUCUGAUCCUAGCCAGCUCCAAGACUUCUGUGUUGCUGACCCUAAUAGCCCAAUUGUUGUGAAUGGCAAGGUGUGCAAGAAUCCAAUGAUGGCUAGGCCAGAAGAUUUCUUCUUCUCUGGGCUGGACAAGCCUGGCAACACAUCGAACCCACUAGGCUCGAUGGUGACUGCGGUCAACGUUCAAAAUAUCUCUGGACUGAACACGCUGGGCAUCUCCCUGGCUCGGAUUGACUUCGCUCCAUGGGGACUGAACCCACCCCACAUCCACCCUCGUGCAACCGAGAUCCUGGUGGUGCUGGAAGGCUGCCUCUACGUGGGGUUCGUGACCAGCAACCCGGAGAACCGGCUGUUCACCAAGAAGUUGUACAAGGGAGAUGUGUUUGUGUUCCCGCAAGGGCUGAUCCACUUCCAGCAGAACGUAGGGAAAGAAGGUGCUGUGGCCAUUGCUGGGCUGAGCAGCCAAAACCCAGGCGUCAUCACCAUUGCUAAUGCUGUGUUCGGGGCGAAGCCACCCGUCUCAGAUGACCUUCUUGCCAAGGCCUUCCAGGUUGACAAGAAGGUUAUCGAUGAGCUGCAGUCUGCUUUCUGGAUGGACAACAACAAUUAAGUAUUGGGGCGGCGGUCUCUCUAAGGAUGGAAUUAAGUACCUAUAAAGAAUACGUAUAAAUCAUUAGAUAUAUCAUAUGGUUUGUGUUGGACAUGUAUGCCUUCUCUGGGAAUCUUUGAAUAAAUUAAGCGGCACCCCAUUUAUUUA